UACCGGAAAUACGGUCAGAUUUGCCGCACGUGUGUUCUCCAGCAACACAAAAUCUCCCUCAAGUUAAACUUCUACGUUUGUUUCACAUAUUUUUUUUAGCGAAACAUGACAAAGGUAAAGAAGGAGAAAACUGGCGAAGAGGAGACUGGGGGAACAGAGAAAUCAUAUCAAGAAUUGAUAGCUAAUGUAAACCCAAUCGCAAACCCGCUUGCAUCGCGUAAACUAAGCAAAAAGCUCUACAAGUGCGUCAAAAAAGCGGCUAAAAUCAAACAGAUCCGACGAGGAGUAAAAGAGGUACAGAAGUUUAUCAACAAAGGAGAGAGGGGUAUUGUGGUGUUUGCUGGAGACACUCUUCCCAUCGACGUGUAUUGCCACUUACCAAUCAUGUGUGAAGACAGAAACAUGCCCUAUGCUUAUGUGCCAUCUAAAGUUGAUUUGGGUUCAUCAGCUGGAUCGAAGCGUCCCACCUGUGUUAUCAUGAUCAAACCACAUGAUGAAUAUAAAGACGCUUAUGAUGAGUGUCUGGAGGAAGUCACGUCUCUGCCCAAACCAAUCUGAGGACACUUCAAUGUUUUAUUUUUGUUUUUAAAAGAAUGAUUGAAUAUAUAAAAUCAGAUUAGGAUGGCUGUGAGUGACUUUGCAUGGUGUUCGUGUUCACCAGUGCAUCUGUCAUGUCAUGUAGAGACUGAACCCAAUUCUGGAUCGUCGUCUUUGUGGACUUCUUCAUUUGCUGAAAGAAGUAUGAUAGCAGUUAAUAUGAUGUUGCUUAAACGAAACUUUAGUUCGUGUCACCUGACAGUGGAUAGAGCUGUUGUUCAGCCUGUUGUGUUUCUCAAUGUUUGACACUCUUGAUCUCUGAAACGUUUGAUGUAUUGAUUGGUUUACUUUUCAUUUUUCAUAACUGCUUUGGGGCCGUGGACCCCAGAGAGCUCCAAGAGAUGUCAAAAUAAACCUUUUCAUUUUU
Sinocyclocheilus rhinocerous is the source of this 964-nucleotide messenger RNA. RefSeq names its product H/ACA ribonucleoprotein complex subunit 2-like protein. Gene Ontology annotation, molecular function: RNA binding. NCBI's taxonomy places the organism in Eukaryota, Metazoa, Chordata, Actinopteri, Cypriniformes, Cyprinidae. Gene Ontology annotation, cellular component: nucleolus. The record is from RefSeq and is a predicted model, not a curated record. The coding region runs from base 106 to 558 and encodes 150 amino acids. The transcript is spliced from 4 exons.